AGGUUGUGUGACAUGUACCUUGCUAAACUUGGAAUACAUUUAGAAAUACGCAGAGCUGCUGCGCCAGAUUUUGGCAGGAUUAAACAAGUACAUCACUAUUUUCCUAUCUAACAAAUUGUUUAUCAUUCACUGCCAUGACCAGCGUAACACCCUAAAAAUAUCAACAAUAACAAGACAACAAAAAAACCCCAAAAAACAAAAAAACGCGCUCUCUUCUCCCUUGUCGUGAUCCUCUAAGCCAGCCUGCUCAAAAGAAACAUGGGGUUUGGGGGGGAAGAGAAAAUCUUCGACCCUAAAAAGUAGGCGGUAAUCGUUUGCUUGGAAAAAUGGCGUUGCGCUAUUAAGUCGCCAGAGCUCUACCUGCCAUUGGAGGGGCACCUGGGAUUGAUGAGGCGCGGUGGCCAAUGAGACUGCGCGGAAGGAGAGAACGGGCUCCAGUUAAAGGGGGCGGAAGAGGAGGUAGAGCCAGUCCACGGAGAAACAGGGACCCUCCGCCGAUAAAGCGCUCGUUCCGAGCCAGAGACAUAAAUCCGUGCCCAAACUGGACCGCGGUGAAUGUUUUUUUUUUCCUUUUCUUUUCUUUUUUUUUAAUUCUUGAGAUGCUCCAAACACUCUCGCUCGGCGUGCGCAGAAGGCGUCUAAUUAGAUAAUUGUUUUGAUCGAACAGUAUUUUUCUUCUUCUUCUUAGUUUCACUAAAGCACAGCCAGGAGGAGAGGACACAAGGGAAUCCUUCACUUUCGUUUGGAUUUUUCGAUCCCAUGUAAAUUAGGUUUUUUCCCCCCCUUGAUAGUUAAAUUGAAAUCUUUUAGUUAUGCGCGGAGAAGCGCUUUUGAUUCACGCCUGAUAUGGUGUUUCCAAAGCUGGAAGUUGCAUCGUUGCGUGUCAACAUUUGAUCUUUUUUUUUUUCAUCUUUCUUCUUACUGUAAUAAUAAUAAAAAAAGGAAGACAUCUACGCUGGUUUCGUAAAAUAAAUAAUAACAAUAAUAAAACAUGUUACUUGAUGCUGGCCACCAGUUCCCCGGACUGGGAGUGGGUACGUUCGCCAGGCAUCACUCUGCGAGCGAGAUGCAGGACAGAGACUUGAGUUUGGCGCAGAACAGCUUUGUAGACUCCGCGCACAUGGGUGCGUUCAAGCUGAACCACGAUCUCUCCCCGGGACAGAGCUCUGCCUUCACCAGCCAGGCGCCGGGCUACCCCGCUGCGGCUCUGGGGGCCCACGCCGCCCAUGUCACGUCGUACGCGAGCUCCCCUUUCAACUCCACCAGGGACUUUCUCUUUCGCAGCCGCGGCUUCGGAGAAUCCUCUCCGGCGAGCGGCCAGCACGCUAUUUUUGGCCCCACGGCGGGGUCCCUUCAUCACUCCCACACAGACACUCAGAGCCACAUUCUCUUCCCCGGGAUCCACGACCAGCACGGCUCCCACGGCUCCCCGAACGUCCUGAACGGCCAGAUGAGGCUCGGACUGCCGGGUGAAGUUUUCGGGCGCUCCGAGCAGUACCACCAGGUCUCCAGCCCGAGGACCGACCCGUACUCGGCCGCGCAGCUGCACAACCAGUACGGCUCCAUGAAUAUGAACAUGGGCAUGAACAUGGCAGCCCACCACCACCAUCACCCGGGUGCCUUUUUCCGCUACAUGAGGCAGCAGUGCAUCAAGCAGGAGCUCAUCUGCAAGUGGAUCGACCCGGAGCAGCUGAGCAACCCCAAGAAGUGCUGCAACAAAACUUUCAGCACCAUGCACGAGCUGGUCACGCACGUCUCCGUGGAGCACGUCGGCGGGCCGGAGCAGACCAACCACAUCUGCUUUUGGGAGGACUGCUCCCGGGAGAGCAAGCCGUUCAAGGCGAAAUACAAACUGGUGAACCACAUUCGCGUUCACACGGGGGAGAAGCCCUUCCCGUGUCCCUUCCCCGGCUGCGGCAAGGUCUUCGCCCGCUCGGAAAACUUGAAGAUCCACAAGAGAACGCACACAGGAGAGAAACCUUUCCAGUGCGAGUUUGAGGGAUGUGACAGAAGAUUCGCGAACAGCAGCGACCGAAAGAAACACAUGCACGUCCACACGUCGGACAAACCAUAUCUGUGCAAAAUGUGCGACAAGUCCUACACACACCCCAGCUCACUGCGAAAACACAUGAAGGUCCACGAGUCCGCUCCAUCUGCGUCAGAUUCAUCGCCAGCUGCAAGCUCCGGCUACGAAUCGUCCACACCCCCGGGCCUGGUGUCCCCCACCACCGAGACCCAAAGCAACACCACCCUGUCCCCAGCCUCAGCUGUGCACAACACCACCAGCCACAGUGGCCUGUCCUCCAAUUUCAGUGAAUGGUAUGUGUAGGACUGAGCUCGACAACAACAAAAAGAACAAAAAAAAACAAAAAAAACAACAAAAACAAAAUAAAACGAAGCCACACACACUUCACAGCACUGGGGCAUUCCACAGGAUAUACUUUGUAUUUAGAGACACACACGCAAAAAAAAAAACAACAAAAAAAAACAUUUAUUUUGUAUGUUAUUGUCCACCAGGCAGGACGAUGAUGAUGACCAACAGAGGAAAAUGUGUAUAAUAAAUAAACCUUAGAGGGUGUGUUUCAUACUGUAAAUAGGAACUUAAAAGGAGAAAAUGAAAAAAAAAAAAAAUCCACGUUCCCAUUUGGUUGUGGUAGUUUUGUCAAGUCUUUUGGUGUAUAGAUGUUCCUUCAGGUAGCUGUUUCUCUAACUGGAAUCUUAGUGCACAUAUUACCAUUAAAAUCUGUACAAUACUGUUGAAUAUUGUGAUCCUGAGGCAAACUGAUUGUACUAUACUAAAACAUCUAUAAACUGGAGAGAGUGCCAAAGUUAACCUUCUAACUCCCAACAGACCACAAUAAUCAUGAUCGUGAAUGUAUAUUUUAGUUUGCUGGGGCUUAACUUGUGAUGUUUUGUGCUUUGCAAGUUUGAAUUGUGAAGAAGAAGAAGAAGAAGAAGAAGGGGAAAAAAAAGGAGAAAACACUAUCUGGAAAGAUUGUGAGGUCAAAUAAACGUUGUGUCGUUUUUUCAAUUUGUUUUUUUUUUUGUUUGUCUUUUUUUUUGUUCUCUACCCACACACCCUUUCCUUUCUUUUUGUUGUAAAUAUUAGCUGCCAUAUUUAUCCAUUUGUAAUUAAAUUAUGGUAUUUACUUGCUACAGAUGAAACAGUAUUUAUAAAAAGAAUGUUUCUUUACCUAUAAAUAUGUACAAUGACGAGCUACAAAACACGGGCAGUUGUUUCGUUCUGUGCUAAUUUUUUGUUCAAAGUUUUAAGAGGUGUUUCCUUCCUUUAAUUGUGAUAAGAAUUUUACUGCUUACAAAUAUAAUAAAAAGGUGUUGCAAGUGCUUAAUAA
This is a messenger RNA of Xiphophorus couchianus (Monterrey platyfish), 3353 nucleotides long. It is a transcript of the gene ptprjb.2, whose product is annotated as zic family member 2 (odd-paired homolog, Drosophila), a. The transcript has 3 exons. Gene Ontology annotation, molecular function: RNA polymerase II cis-regulatory region sequence-specific DNA binding; DNA-binding transcription factor activity, RNA polymerase II-specific. NCBI's taxonomy places the organism in Eukaryota, Metazoa, Chordata, Actinopteri, Cyprinodontiformes, Poeciliidae. The coding region runs from base 992 to 2329 and encodes 445 amino acids. Gene Ontology annotation, cellular component: nucleus. The record is from RefSeq and is a predicted model, not a curated record. Gene Ontology annotation, biological process: regulation of transcription by RNA polymerase II.